This is a messenger RNA of Coccidioides posadasii C735 delta SOWgp, 1443 nucleotides long. RefSeq lists its product as uncharacterized. Lineage: Eukaryota; Fungi; Ascomycota; Eurotiomycetes; Onygenales; Onygenaceae. Gene Ontology annotation, molecular function: phosphatidylserine decarboxylase activity. Gene Ontology annotation, biological process: phospholipid biosynthetic process. The record is from RefSeq and is a predicted model, not a curated record.
GGACGAAGUUCCUACAAUAUCGCACUUACAGCCAGAUCACAGAGCUUCGACAAUGCGUGUAUGUGCUCCGGUACUCUGCAGGCCUCUGCCAGCUAUUUCCACCAAGUCAGCAGUCAUGGCGACGGGAAGCCUUCUUCAUGGAUGUGGGCUUUGGAUGCCCGAGACUUCAAGCUCCGCAAAGCCUGGCCAACCCUCAUUCAAGAUAUACAGCCAUCUAUUCCUGAAUAUUACGUCGGCGAACCAAACCCAGUUGCGAAGUUCCGGGAUGCGAUUGAGCAAAAUCCGACUCUCUACAGCCUUGCUAUCUCUAUGUCCGACGAAGUGCCCACCAAAGCGCCCUAUGAUAGGGACGCAACCACCCUCAAGAAACGAGUCCGAAGCUAUAAGACUAUGUUAUAUCUUUUCCAAACUCUCUUAACACGGGUGCCUGAGUGGUUUUCGGGAAAAGAUUCAAGGGGAAAGGAUGUACCUACUGGUCUUAUUGGCUUUCCAUUCAAUAUCAUUCUUGACUAACCUAUGGGCACGGAAAGCGGGCGUCAGUUCUUUUCGCAUCCCGAAGUCAAUAUGCACCUCAAAGAAAUACUGACGACGUGGGGCGUGUUCCUCAAAGAAAAAUCGGGAGGGAAUGACGCUUUGCGUAAAGCUCAUUGGGGCGAGGACGAGGCUAUCAAGCAACUGGUCAAUAAGGCAAAGGAGGCUACGGCACCUCCCUUGCAAUCCGAUAACUUUUCAGACUACUUCAAAUGUCCCAAACCGACGGCGCCCAAGGAGGUUUUUGGCUAUCAGUGUUGGGAUGAUUUCUUUGUGCGGAAAUUCAAUGAUACGGUUCGUCCCCUGGAUGCGAGCGCCGCUGUCAUCAAUGCUUGUGAAUCCCACCCUCUUGCGUUCGACACCGAUGUCUCCCGGCGCGAUACAUUCUGGCUCAAUGGGGCCCCCUACUCCCUGUACGACGUGCUGGGGACCAAGGCAGCAGCCUUGAAUUUUCCUGAUAGAUUCGUGGGUGGCGCGGCAUAUCAGGCGUUCCUCAGUGCGGAUUCUUAUCAUUGCUGGCACUCCCCAGUUACAGGAAAGGUUGUACACAAAGAUCUCAUUGAUGGAACGUACUUUGCAGAGACAAAGUUUGCGGGCUUUGGCGGCUCGAGCGGGCCGGAUCCAAGUGGCCCGGAUUUGUCGCAACGCUUUAUCACCAAUGUAGCCGCUCGGGGUGUUCUUAUCAUUGACACGGGGGUCACGGGCGGCGCGAACAUCGGGCUCGUUGCGUUUGUUCCUGUUGGGAUGUCCGAGGUGUCAACCUGCGAAUGGUUUAGCAAUACUGAUGGGGACGAAACCGUUAAGAAGGGCGAUAUUAUCGGUGCUUUCCAUCAUGGUGGCUCGACUCACUGCCUCGUUUUUGAACGAGAUGCAGUGAAGUUUGAAUUUCAUCCCGGAAGCACAGUAUCCUGA